Molecule: messenger RNA, 755 nt
Organism: Haliotis rufescens (red abalone)
Lineage: Eukaryota; Metazoa; Mollusca; Gastropoda; Lepetellida; Haliotidae
Exons: 5
Coding region: 30-611 (193 amino acids)
Biological process (GO): cell-matrix adhesion
Cellular component (GO): lysosome; extracellular region
Molecular function (GO): calcium ion binding
Source: RefSeq, a predicted model, not a curated record
CAUUCUUUGACCGUUGUUCAUUCCACGUCAUGAUGUCCACCAUGCUGCUACUUCUGGUCACUCUGUCCUGCCUGGCGGCCGUGAAGGCUCAGGCAACACCUUGUUGCAUGGCCGCUAAAUGGUCAGCCACGAUGUCGGACGUUCAAGCUAUCGCCAAUGGAAAUGAUAUAUCGUCUGACUACUACUACGACGCCGACAACAUGGCCACCGCCAUCCAGUACUAUGAGUUCGGAACGCCCCAACGUGUGUUGCGGAACAGGGUUGUUACAUCAUACUCCAAGGGUAUACGCUACAACAUUGACGCUGACGGCACAUGUACAAAGGAGGACAUCACAGAUACGAUGAUCCCAAACUGCAUCCCAAACACAGCUACAUACCUAGGCUCCAACUAUGUCGGUACCGAGGCAACUGGGCUCAAAUAUGACGGCUGGUUGAUACCACUGGGUAGCCUCAACCUCACCGUCAGCUUCACCAACCCCGACUGCAUCCCAAUCAUCGAGGGGGUCGUUGGCACAGUAUCAUCAUCUCCAGUAAAUCUAGUGCUAUUCUUCAACGGAUACAAGGCCGGCAUUACCAAUCCUGCAGCCUUCGACGUCCCAGUUUCCUGUUAGUACCACGGGAACUACAUUUAUCACAGUUCACCCUUUAUCGUUAUCACUGUCCAUUUAAUUUUCACAACUUUAGUAAAGCACAUUUCAUGCAGAUUGGAACAGAGAUGAAUAUGUAUCUGUGACAAUAAAUAAUCUUUAGCGUUU